Acanthoscelides obtectus is the source of this 423-nucleotide messenger RNA. The record is from the annotation of a GenBank genome assembly. NCBI's taxonomy places the organism in Eukaryota, Metazoa, Arthropoda, Insecta, Coleoptera, Chrysomelidae.
AUGUCUGGGAUGUCACGGCUCAGUUUCCUUAUCUAUCACUCUGAUAUCUUGCUCCAGCUCGGGUCAAGCAAGGUGAUCGGCCCCUUUGAUACCCUACUUGGCACAAUGGCUUGCAAACCAGAGCAGGACCGCACACAAAUCUCUUUGAAUGUUUCUGAGGAAGUUCAGCCUUCAUUGUCUUUAAAAAGCAUAUACGAGUCUCAUGCGAAGGUGCCUGAUCUCAGAGACGAAAUCAAAGAAAUUGCUGAUUUAGGUAAGUCAUUACCUGUAGAGGGAUUCGAUGAUAUGAAUGAGGACGAUAUAAAUCAGCUAUUUGAAUCGCAUAAUGUUGAACUCACUGAAAGAGAACUCAUAGAACUGACGGAGAACAAUUAUGAAGCUCAAGAAAAAGGUGAAGAUGAUGAAGUCCCGGCACCAAAGUAG